AAUAUUUAAUUAUGUUAACCUUGUGAUAAUACUAGUAACAAGCCUCGAUAACGAGGUUUAUCUAGAGACAAUUAUUUAACUACCAAGUUCGCUCGCGGUAUUUGUUCACUAAACAUUGUCACAAUUUUUUUUUUGUACGACGAAAAUAAAUAAAAGAAACUUAAACAAUGUUUCAGUAUUUUAUUUUAAUAUUAAAUAUUUUGGGCAUCAUUUUGACAGCAGAAGCUCAAAGUUUCAGAAAUCAUCUGAAAGUUUCAACGCGACUAGACUUGUCGGGGUCAUUGAAGCAUCUUUGUGCUGGGGAUGAUCAAAAUGAUGACGAUCAAGUUGUCUCCUGUGCUUGCCUGAGUAAAUUGUCAGUUGUAUCGACCGUCCAAGUGGGAAAGUACCAAAAUGUCUACCAUUACAACGAGAGCAAUCAAUAUGGCGUAAACACUUACGCGUCACUUCACCAAACUGAAGAAGACUUGGAAGUUUUUGGCUUCGGACGCUUCAAUUUACAUAAUGUUAAAUGCGUAGAAAAUAAUGAGGUUAAAGAUGUUGAAAGUCGGUACACUCAUUGGUUCCACGUUUAUUAUACUUGGUCAAGUGUAGCUACACCAAAUAAAUUUGUUGAUUACGAGGACUAUGAGGCCGAGGUUCCAUUGCCAGUAACGAUUGUAGAUAUUAAUCUUGAUAAUGCACCUAAGAUUAGAAAUUUAAUAGUAAAAUUGAACAGUACAGAAGUUUAUAAAUUCGAAGAUAAUUUGGGAACAAUGUGUGGUGAAUCGCUAGAAAAAGGUUCGAUGGAACGUGCAUUGUGGAGCAUUGUAGAUCAAGUUCUAUUACAUAAUGAUAAUAAUUGCAACUAUCCCAAGGGUUCCACUUUCCCGACUGUCGAAAAAAUUCCAUUGACUAUGAUAGUUGACAAGCCUCUAAAGUGUGGCCAGUAUGUGCUUGAGUUUUCAAUUCAUUUAGAUGAUCUUCCAACAAUAAAUUGGAUUGGUAAAAUUUAUUGGUACUUGGAAGCUGGUAGUACUUGCGUUGGAUAAUUGACCGAAAAAAAAAAAAAAAAAUUUCCUUUGGAAUUCAAUGAAUUGUAUUUAUAUUUAUAAAUGAUGUAUAAUUAAA
This is a messenger RNA of Cotesia glomerata, 1110 nucleotides long. RefSeq lists its product as uncharacterized. The record is from RefSeq and is a predicted model, not a curated record. The transcript has 5 exons. The coding region runs from base 168 to 1031 and encodes 287 amino acids. NCBI's taxonomy places the organism in Eukaryota, Metazoa, Arthropoda, Insecta, Hymenoptera, Braconidae.